Messenger RNA from Pimephales promelas (fathead minnow), 1397 nucleotides. RefSeq names its product retinol binding protein 1a, cellular (gene rbp5). Gene Ontology annotation, molecular function: lipid binding. The record is from RefSeq and is a predicted model, not a curated record. Lineage: Eukaryota; Metazoa; Chordata; Actinopteri; Cypriniformes; Leuciscidae.
GCAAAUCAAUCCCAAACAUAGAGAGGCUGGAUUUGGCUAUUUGUUCUGUUCAGAAUGAGAUGGUUUGGGAGGAGUCACUGCUGCUUUCGGGUUUACUUACAGAGGACGAAACUCAGAUCGGUCAUGGCUCAUUGUGCAACGGAACAUCUCGGAAAAUUUUCCGGAAACACUGACCACGGAUUCUGCUCGGUACACCUCGCGUGCUGUUAGUAGGAAACGGCGUUAAUCGCGCUAUAAUUUAACCAAAUUAACUAGCAUACAAUGCGAUAGUGCUGCCUGGAGACACGGAUAGAGAUCCAGACAGAUAACCUGCUGGAAAAGUGAGCCAACAACAGAGCAACAAAUCCACACGAAGUUUUGAUCGAUUCGAAUCGAACGAAAAAAAAAUGUCCAAACCUAAUUAUACUGGCAUUUACAACAUGAUUUCCCAGAGUAAUUUUGAAGAAUAUCUGGCUGCUUUGGAUGUUAAUUAUGCAUUAAGAAAAGUUGUCUGCAUUCUGAAACCAAGCAAACAUAUUGAACAUGAUGUAAACACUGGCACAAUGAAGAUAAAGACAGUCACCACCUUUAAGAACUUUGACAUGGACUUCACUUUGGGACAAGAGUUCACUGAGGACCUGGGACCAGUCGAUGGGAGAAAGUGCCAGACCACAGUGGACUGGGACGGUGAUAAAUUGGUCUGUGUGCAGAGAGGAGAGAAAGAGGGCAGAGGCUGGACACACUGGUUAGAAGGAAACCUCCUUCAUUUGGAGAUGAGGGUUCAGGGUAUCACUGCCAAGCAAGUCUUUAAGAAGGCUGAGUGAGCAUGGAAAGUGAGAGAGAGAGAGAGAGAGAGAAAUAAAGGGGCCAUUUGGGGGGUUUAAGCUCAGAUUGUUCUUAGAGCCGAGGGCUCAGAAAGAGGCAGUAUUGCCACAGCGAUUUGUUCCUGAUCCACAACAAACAGUUUAAAUGAAAACUAAAAACAAAGAAAUUGGUCCCCUCUCUAUGAAUUGUUUCUGUUUUUAAAGCAGUUUUUUUUCCCUCACAGUAGCAAUCAAACUAAAAUGUGAAGAUCAAAUGAGAUCCUUUAAAUUUUGAUUAAUUGCAGUAGUCAAACAUUGUCUAAAAGUGCUGAAGUAUGUAUGGUCUGAAAUGUUAGGUCAUGUUAUUGUAUUUGUCCACUCUAGAAUACAACCAUUUACAUUACUACAAUAAUUCUGUUUGUAUGAAUAUAUUUCUUUUCAGAGCAUUACUAAUAGCAACCCACACAACAGCAUACUUGUGUAACUUCUUUGCUGUAAUUAUUUUUAGUUACUAGUUAUUUUGUAAUGGGGUUGGUCAAAAUAGUCUCAUAUUCAAUAAUUGUGUGCAAGUUUGGCUGUACUUGUGAUGGCCAAUACAUUGAAAUGUCAUGACAA